Procambarus clarkii (red swamp crayfish) is the source of this 1530-nucleotide messenger RNA. RefSeq names its product serine/arginine repetitive matrix protein 1-like. The record is from RefSeq and is a predicted model, not a curated record. Lineage: Eukaryota; Metazoa; Arthropoda; Malacostraca; Decapoda; Cambaridae.
AUGCCUCCAAGAGCCCAAGCCCAAGGACCAAGCCCAAGGACCAAGCCCAAGAGCCCAAGCCCAAGGACCAAGCCCAAGGACCAAGCCCAAGGACCAAGCCCAAGGACCAAGCCCAAGAGCCCAAGCCCAAGGACCAAGCCCAAGGACCAAGCCCAAGAGCCCAAGCCCAAGGACCAAGCCCAAGAGCCCAAGCCCAAGGACCAAGCCCAAGGACCAAGCCCAAGGACCAAGCCCAAGAGCCCAAGCCCAAGGACCAAGCCCAAGGACCAAGCCCAAGGACCAAGCCCAAGAGCCCAAGCCCAAGGACCAAGCCCAAGGACCAAGCCCAAGGACCAAGCCCAAGGACCAAGCCCAAGAGCCCAAGCCCAAGGACCAAGCCCAAGGACCAAGCCCAAGAGCCCAAGCCCAAGGACCAAGCCCAAGGACCAAGCCCAAGAGCCCAAGCCCAAGGACCAAGCCCAAGGACCAAGCCAAGGACCAAGCCCAAGAGCCCAAGCCCAAGGACCAAGCCCAAGGACCAAGUCCAAGAGCCGAAGCCCAAGGACCAAGCCCAAGGACCAAGGCCAAGGACCGAGCCCAAGGACCAAGCCCAAGGACCAAGUCCAAGAGCCGAAGCCCAAGGACCAAGCCCAAGGACCAAGCCCAAGGACCGAGCCCAAGGACCAAGCCCAAGAGCCCAAACCCAAGGACCAAGCCCAAGGACUAAGCCCAAGAGCCCAAGCCCAAGGACCAAGGCCAAGGACCAAGCCCAAGAGCCCAAGCCCAAGGACCAAGGCCAAGGACCAAGCCCAAGGACCAAGCCCAAGGACCAAGGCCAAGGACCAAGCCCAAGGACCAAGCCCAAGGACCAAGCCCAAGGACCAAGCCCAAGAGCCCAAGCCCAAGGACCAAGCCCAAGAGCCCAAGCCCAAGGACCAAGCCCAAGCCCAAGGUCCAAGCCCAAGGACCAAGCCCAAGGACCAAGCCCAAGGACCAAGAGCCCAAGCCCAAGGUCCAAGCCCAAGGACCAAGCCCAAGGACCAAGCCCAAGGACCAAGCCCAAGGACCAAGCCCAAGAGCCCAAGCCCAAGGUCCAAGCCCAAGGACCAAGUCCAAGGACCAAGCCCAAGGACCAAGCCCAAGGACCAAGCCCAAAGUCCAAGCCCAAGGACCAAGCCCAAGAGCCCAAGCCCAAGGACCAAGCCCAAGGACCAAGGCCAAGGACCAAGCCCAAGAGCCCAAGCCCAAGGACCAAGCCCAAGGACCAAGGCCAAGGACCAAGCCCAAGGACCAAGCCCAAGGACCAAGCCCAAGGACCGAGCCCAAGGACCAAGCCCAAGAGCCCAAACCCAAGGACCAAGCCCAAGGACUAAGCCCAAGAGCCCAAGCCCAAGGACCAAGGCCAAGGACCAAGCCCAAGGACCAAGCCCAAGAGCCCAAGCCCAAGGACCAAGGCCAAGGACCAAGCCCAAGGACCAAGCCCAAGGACCAAGGCCAAGGACCAAGCCCAAGGACCAAGCCCAAGGACCAAGCCCAAGGACCAAGCCCUAG